AUGAGGAGGUUGCGGCUGCAGCAGGUCGCCGUCAUCGUGGCGGUACUAGCGGUGGUGCGGCCGGCUCUGUGCCGGGAGCUGCAGAACAAUGGGACGACGGCAGUGGCGGUGGCGGGGGAGGGGAAGCGGAGUCCGAGGACGACGGCGGUGAUCGUGUUCGGCGACUCGAUCGUCGACCCGGGGAACAACAACAACCUGCACACCCAGAUCAAGGCCAACCAUCCCCCCUACGGCAAGGACUUCGACGGCCACGUCGCCACCGGCCGCUUCUCCAACGGCCUCGUGCCGUCCGACCUCGUCGCCCAGAAACUUCACGUGAAGAAGCUGGUUGCUCCGUGGCUCAAUGUUGACCACACUCCAGAGGACCUCCUCACCGGCGUUAGCUUUGCCUCAGGCGCCACAGGAUAUGAUCCCCUCACUCCAAAGAUCGUGAGUGUCAUCACGCUGGAACAACAACUGGAUUACUUCGAUGAGUACCGCGGCAAGUUGGUGGCCAUCGCCGGCGAGGAAGAGGCCGAGAGGAUCAUCGACGGCGCCUUCUUUUUUGUGUGCGCUGGCACGGAUGACGUGGCCAACACCUACUUCACCACUCCGUUCCGAAUCCUGGAGUACGACAUCCCGUCCUACGUGGACCUCCUCCUCGUCGGCGUGGACAAGUUCCUCCGAAGCGUGAGCGCUCGUGGAGCAAAGCUUAUCGGCUUCGUGGGCCUUCCACCUAUCGGGUGCGUGCCGUCGCAACGGACGGUCGGUGGCGGGUUCCACCGUCGCUGCGAGCCCAAACGCAACUACGCGGCACAACUCUACAACUCGAGGGUGCAGGUGCUCAUCAACGGGUUGAAUGCGGAGGCUGGGUUCAACACCCGCAUUGUCUACUUGGGGAUCUAUGACAUCAUCCAAGAGCUCGCCGAGGGCGGGGAGCGGUGGGGGUUCACGGAGACGACCCGCGGGUGUUGUGGGACUGGGCUCAUUGAGGUGACGAAUCUCUGCGACUCGAGGUUCAUGGCGGUGUGCCAAGACGUAUCCAAGCAUGUCUUCUUCGACAGCUUCCAUCCCACGGAAAGGGCGUACAAGAUUAUUGUUGAUUACAUUUGGGACACCUACGGUUACCUCCUGCAACCCUAA
Molecule: messenger RNA, 1122 nt
Organism: Triticum turgidum subsp. durum (durum wheat)
Lineage: Eukaryota; Viridiplantae; Streptophyta; Magnoliopsida; Poales; Poaceae
Source: the annotation of a GenBank genome assembly